Symbiodinium necroappetens is the source of this 1354-nucleotide messenger RNA. NCBI's taxonomy places the organism in Eukaryota, Dinophyceae, Suessiales, Symbiodiniaceae. The record is from the annotation of a GenBank genome assembly.
CUUCUUCGGGGACAACACGCCGCUGCCCAUCGAGUCCGGCUAUGCCAUUGUGCUGGGCUUCGGUGCAUUCUUCUCGGUGCUGACCACGGUGUUGGUGUACCUGGACAAGUAUGCCAAUGGCACUGAACACACGUCUGAGUUCUUCAACACCGCCGGCCGCUCCGUGAAGACGGGCUUGACUGCCUCUGUGAUCGUGUCUCAAUGGACCUGGGCUGCCACCCUGCUGCAGUCCUCCAACGUGGCGUGGCAGUAUGGAGUGUCUGGACCAUUCUGGUACGCCAGCGGCGCAACGAUCCAGGUCCUACUUUUCGGCAUUCUGGCCAUCGAGAUCAAGCGCCGCGUGGACACCGACUUGGCAUCCUUCCUGAUUCCAUGGGGUGUGAUCCUGUACACAGCGGCAGGUGGCUUGAAGGCCACUUUCAUGGCAUCCUACCUCCAUACCGCCAUCAUUUUCCUGGUUCUGGUGGUGUGUGUUUACACCGUCUACGUGAAGAACUUCUCCUCCGACGUGAUCUACGCAGGCCUGCAGCAGGUGUCGAGCUACUCGACGACACAGUGCGAGCAGAUCUUCAAGCAGGGCACUCAGACCUUCUUCGAAGCGGGCAAGUACGCCUGCGGGCCUGUGCCGGAGAACGAGGGCGGAUCCUACCUGACCAUGCUCUCGGGUGGUGGCACGAAGUUCGGCAUCAUCAACAUCGUUGGUAACUUCGGCACCGUCUUCGUGGACCAGUCGUACUGGCAAUCUGCCAUCGCGGCUAAGCCGACCAGCUCUGCCGAGGGCAUCGCCGUGUCAUCCUUGGUCACCUACGACAUCUACAAGACCUACAUCAACCCCAAGUGCACUGGCCAGCAGGCACUGUUUAUCUCGAAGGUAGUUGUAGUGGUCUUUGGUCUCCUCAUGGGAGGCCUCGGCGUGGCUCUGAAUCACAUGGGCCUGAACCUUGGCUGGGUGUACCAGUUCAUGGGCAAUGCUAUUGGCUCCGCCGUGGAAAUGCUCGAGCAGGACAUGAGCGGCCUCGACGACGAGGACUACACCUCGGACUUCCUGGAUGCGGCCAAGUGGUGGAUCCAGAAGUGGGGUUGGGGCUUCACCAUCCUGAUGGUUCUGAUUUGGCCUCUGCUGUCUUUGCCUGCCGGGGUCUUUACGACGGACUACUUCGCUUUCUGGGUGUUCAUCAGUAUCGCCUGGAGCUUCGUGGCCACGUUCGUGAUCAUCGUCCUCCCCAUCCAAGAAUCAUGGGGCGCCAUCAUGGGUGUGUGCUACUUCAUGGUUGGCAAGCAGGCCCCUCAGAAAGCCGGCGCUGCAGCGUCAACUGCUGAGAAGGCUCCUGAAACGCAGGAGGUCGCGUAUUAA